UACUGAAACAGCAACAAGAAGCGAGGUAAAGAUUUCAAUCGGUUCAUGCAAGCUCGUGCCAAAGAUAUUGGAUAUUAGGCUCGAUUUUCAACUUCUGCGUUACUUUAGCAAUGAAGUAUGAUGUCCUCGUUGAUUUCUACUUAGUUGCUGUUAAAGCACAAAUGUGUGAACUACAGUUGGUAGGACUUAACGAAGAUGAUACACAGUAUGGAGUACGUUAACCUUGUAAACUUAUAAAAUGUUUUGGGACUAACGUGUGUAAAGAUGCGGAUAUUAAACUUGUUCCAUGGAUCAGCUAACUAACAAAACGUGCUAUCUACGGUACUUUAAAUUUGCAAUAGUCAUUCUCCACACCCCGGCUUCCACAAAGUUCAUUUGGUUGCGUGGCCAACGUGAUGUGAUUGUAAUGAAAUUUCGAAAUCAUUAUUUGAACUCUUUGUUCCGGUGUUCUAUUUCAUCGUCUUGCUGCGUUGUUAAACAGUGGAAAUUAGUUAACUUGCAUGCACAAGAACAUUUGAAGUUGUUUGCUAAUCUGCAUCAAUUCCGUUCUCCCGAUAUUUUGUAAAUUACGGAUACCCGACCGGGUCUGCCUAGUAUGCAAUAGAAGCACCAAAUAAAUAGUGCUGGUGUUACGUGCAUCAUUUUAGGCGAGGACUGAGAUUUGGUCAAUCUUUUUGUAAAACUGUUCUAAUUAUGCAUUAGGCAUGCCAAGUUAACAUCCUCACUGAUAGAUCUCUUCAUUUUUGUAUUGUGAUAUAAAUUUGCAAUUCUGGGUUGAUAUGAGUAAGUAUUAGUAACAUAAAACCUAUCUCGGUAUUUUAUUCAUAUGGUAGUGUUCUUUUUUGUUUAUCAGGUCGUAAUGCGAGCUGUUGAGUCUGUUAGACGUGAAGUAGGCUCAGUCACGUUUCGUCUACUUAAUGCUGCUCUACCUAUAAACGCUCGCCACAAACGUCUUUUUCGAACCAAGUAUAUUGAAGACGUGGACUUACGAAAUAUUGAAAACUGCCUACUAUCAGCUGCAAACAAAGUAAUUAAUUUCAAUUCAAGCCAGUCCCAUGUCGAAUGUGAUCUAAGACCUGCUAAAUCAAGCGCUUCUGAAUUUCUAGAUACACAUGGUCGUGUUCAGGCACUCGUUGCCCAUACUAUUGAAUCGUGUUUAGAUAGCUUGUCUUCAAACCACAUUAAAGAUGGAAAACUGAAACUCGACAAACAAACAUCAAAGAAUUCAACGGAACAGGACGAUGUUCAAUCAAGUUAUGAUAUCCCGUAUAAAACAAAAGAUAUUUCAGGUUGUCAAAGGAAGAAUAUUCGGGGAAAUAGAAAUUUAGUUGAAAGAGAUUCCAGUGAAUUUUUCAACACACAUAGUAUAAAUUCACCGGGAUCGUCAUUGCCUGUUCCAAGCGAUUCCAGUCAUUCGAAUUCCUUGGAACAACAAUCAACUGUAAUAAGUGAUGAAAAUCCUAAAAUAAUCAAUGUAUCCGUACAAGCUAACAUAGCUUCAGUUAUUUACACGACACCAGUAAAAUUACCUUCAUCAAAAUUUCUAACGAUUUCACCAGAAUUAUUUCAUACUCUACUAGAAUUAGACUAUUGUGCCGCACGAUUUGAAUUUGAUUUUGUACGAUGUGUUUCACGUCGGAUUAGAACAUUACAAGAGGCUGAUGAUGUUCAGAUAGUCACUGUAUUAUUCUCUGAAACUUUAAUGUGGGGAUUAACUGUUAAACUUUUAUCCAUACAACAGUUAACGGAUCGAGAUCCAUGUGUUUUACUUGCUUUACCUCGAUUAAGUAUAUUAGUCGGUUGUCGUCUACUACCGGAUUCUCCUAUUGGUGCUAAUCGUCUAGCAGUUGGUCAUCGUUUACCAUUCAUGUUCAGUUCGUCUCGUUCUGAAUUAGCCUAUUUAUGCAGACAGUUGUUUGCUCUUCGACCAGAUCAACUAUGUCGAUUAACGCGAUGGCUUGGACCAAACGGAUUACCGAAUUUGGUUUACAAUCAAAAACUAUCAUCUAGAUUAUCAGAUUCUGAACAGCAAACAAAUUCAAAUUGUUCUUUACAGGAAGUACCUAAUGAAAUUAAAAUAACUACUACUACUACUCGUGCAGCUCGACUGUCUUUGUCAUCUCUUUUAACACCUAGUUCAGUUCCUAAUAACUUAAGUACUUCAUACCAGAAAAGUCAUAUAUGGAAAACUUGCCUUCCUGGUUUACAUCGAUUAUAUAAAUCCAUUUCGUCUGUGGCUGAUAGAUUCGCUAGAGAAUAUCCUACAGAGUUACGGUUUAUUUUACAGAAAGUAAUUGAAAUGCAUGACACUUAUGAUGAGAUCGAUAUUGUUGAAUCUUCUGACUCGUCUUCUGUGGAUAAUAGUAAUAAUAACUUGCAAAACGACAAUCCAAUUCUUUCUGAUAAUAUUGUUGAUAAGAGUAUAGAAGAAAUUAAAAAUAGACAAUUGAUUGAUGAAGAUAGUGAAUUAGAAGAAGAAUUAGAAUUGAAUUUAUUCAAUCUAAUGGCAAGUGAAAGAAAACUUCGUGAUUUAGCUAAUUUAUUCAAUUGGGAUGAAGUAAUGCAAUAUCAUCAUCGUAACAAAUUAUCAUCGUCAUCAUCAUCAUCAAAUCAAUUUAAUGUACAUAAAUUAUUUAAAGAGUCUAAUUUAUAUUUACGAAAUUGUACUACUAAUUCUGUUGUGAAUAAUAGUAGUAAAUUUCCUUAUUCAAUCGAUUCAGAAACCAGUAAUUGUUUAAUAAAAUCAUCAGAACCAAUUUAUAAACACACUGGAUUAAUAUCAGCCGAUAUUUUGAUUGAUGAAAAAACGAAUACUACUCCAAGUAUUGGGCAAACUGUUGAUGAGAUUGGCUUGGAUAUUGCAGCCUGUUUAGAUGAUAACGAUGUGGACAAGUUGAUAAUAUCGACAAAUUCAAAGUCCAUUUCACCUGUGAAUAGUAACCAUAACCAACGCAGUACAUUUUCACAAAGGCUUCAAUCAUUAAAUUUAAGUAUUUCCUUUGAAGGAACACAAAAUCCCACUGAUCACAUAUUCAAUUAUCUACCAGCAUGGCAACCUGACUCACCAUCUUAUGAAAAUCAUAUUGAUCGAUUGAAAAUUGAUAAUCAUAAUGAGGAUGAUGAUAAUGACGAUGAUUCAAUUAACUUUGAUGAUUCACAAUGUUCAUAUAUUGUUGGACGUAAUUGUGCUUCAUGUAAUCGUUUAUUCACAUUAAUUUGGCGACGUCAUCAUUGUCGUCGUUGUGGUCAUAUAUUCUGUUCAAAAUGUUGUAAUUAUUGGCAAUCUAUUGAAGGAUUAGCUAGUAGUAAACCUGUUCGUAUAUGUUCUGAUUGUCAUGAUUUUUUAAGUCCACAGAUUAUUCAAUAAAUAAUAAUAUUAUCAUUGUUAUUCAAUUAAAUCUCAGAUCUUUUACUGUUUAUGUCUUUCUAGAUAAGUUUGUUCAUAACUAUUCUUAUAAUUAUUUUCUUUUUAUUCAUAUUCACACUCACACAUAUAUACAAAGUAUCUUCUUAUUAGUGGGUUGUUUAAUAUUCAUUUUGAAAUACAAUAAGCAUCGUUAUAAUACUUGUAUUUAUCCUAUUUUGAUUUGAAUAAAAAGUAAAUCCAAUUUUUAUAGCAGCUAUAUACAUUACUCAAUCCACGGAAAAUAGUGGAAAAGUUAAAUUUACAUCGUCAUUACUACCAUUAUUAUUAUCAUCAUCAUUUUUAUGACUUAUUCAUUCAUUAGUUAUUUAUAUUUAACUUUAUUUUCAUAAUAUUUUCACAUUUGUUUAGUGCAAGUAACUAUCUUACAAAAUUGGUCUGUAUUCACUUGUCGUGAAUGAUAUUAUGUACAUAAAAAUAUAUAUAUUUGACUUUGAUAG
This is a messenger RNA of Schistosoma bovis, 3864 nucleotides long. NCBI's taxonomy places the organism in Eukaryota, Metazoa, Platyhelminthes, Trematoda, Strigeidida, Schistosomatidae. The record is from the annotation of a GenBank genome assembly.